Molecule: messenger RNA, 2022 nt
Organism: Ricinus communis (castor bean)
Lineage: Eukaryota; Viridiplantae; Streptophyta; Magnoliopsida; Malpighiales; Euphorbiaceae
Product: probable protein S-acyltransferase 7
Exons: 5
Coding region: 255-1586 (443 amino acids)
Biological process (GO): protein targeting to membrane; peptidyl-L-cysteine S-palmitoylation
Cellular component (GO): endoplasmic reticulum; Golgi apparatus
Molecular function (GO): protein-cysteine S-palmitoyltransferase activity
Source: RefSeq, a predicted model, not a curated record
CUCUCUCUCUUGUCCGUUAAACCAAAUAAAGCAAAGCAAAUAAAUCCCAACCUCCCCAUUCCCUCCACCACCACUGUGGACCGCCGCCGCCGCCGCCAUUCCUCACUUUGCACUCUUAGUUUGUCGGAAACUCAUGAAACUCUAAAAAUAAAAACAGUUACCGAGAGAGCUCAUCACGCUCUCCAAUUACUUUCUUUAAGAAAUAAAAUCUUCUUUUAGGGUUUUAACGGGAUCUCCUUUGUUAUAUAGUGAGAAUGUACGUGGUUCCGCCACCUCAGCGAUCCGAUCCAGGAUCCGCUGGCGGCGGUUCGGGUGAUUUACGGGUUUAUCAAACUUGGAAAGGCAGUAAUAUAUUUUUUCUUCAAGGGAGGUUUAUAUUUGGACCAGAUGUAAGAUCACUUGCGCUGACUAUAUUCCUGAUUGUUGCUCCAGUUGCCGUUUUCUGCAUCUUUGUUGCCAGAAAACUGAUGAAAGAUUUUUCUGAUCACUUGGGAAUAUCAAUAAUGGCAGUUGCUGUCGUAUUUACCAUUUAUGUUUUAGUUCUUCUCCUGCUAACAUCUGGAAGAGAUCCUGGAAUUAUUCCACGUAAUGCUCAUCCUCCAGAACCUGAAGGCUUUGAUGGGACUGCAGAUGUUGGUGCUGGUCAAACUCCACAGUUGCGUUUACCACGCAUUAAGGAGGUAGAAGUCAAUGGAGCAGUUGUGAAGAUUAAAUAUUGCGAUACUUGCAUGCUUUACAGGCCUCCUCGCUGUUCACAUUGUUCAAUUUGCAAUAAUUGCGUAGAACGUUUUGACCACCAUUGUCCUUGGGUUGGGCAAUGUAUUGGUUUGAGAAAUUAUCGAUUCUUCUUCAUGUUUGUCUUCUCAACGACCCUUCUCUGUAUAUAUGUUUUCGCAUUCUGCUGGGUCUACAUUAGGAGGAUCAUGGGAUCAGAGAACACAUCAAUUUGGAAAGCAAUGAUCAAAACUCCUGCAUCCAUUGUUCUAAUAGUUUACACUUUCAUAUCAAUGUGGUUUGUUGGAGGCCUUACUGCCUUCCAUUUAUAUCUCAUCAGUACAAAUCAGACUACUUAUGAGAACUUCAGAUAUCGAUAUGAUCGGAGAGUAAAUCCCUAUUAUAAAGGUGUGGUUGAAAACUUUAAAGAGAUCUUUUGCUCCAGUAUUCCUCUGUCCAAGAACAAUUUCAGGGCAAAGGUGCCAAGAGAACCUGCCUUACCAACGCGACCAAUUGGCGGAGGUUUCAUGAGUCCUAAUAUGGGAAAAGCUGUGGAUGACAUAGAAAUGGGGAGGAAAACAGUCUGGGGAGAUAUGGGGGUUAUAGCUGAUCAUGGUGAUGGGCAACUUGCAAACAAUGAUCGCUUGAACAUAAAGGAUGGUGAAUUAGGUGAAGUAUCUCCAGAGAUAAGGACUGCAGUGGAGGAAGGGGACCGCAAUGGAAUACAUCCAAGACGAUCUAGUUGGGGAAGAAAAAGUGGAAGCUGGGAGAUGUCUCCUGAAGUUCUUGCUAUGGCAGCCAGAGUGGGAGAACCGAACCGUGUGGGUGGGAGCAGUAGUGUUAGUGUGACAACUGAGAAUAGACAAUCAUAGCCAGAGGUUUUUCUCGCAAAAUGUUUAGGAGAUGGAAGUGGAUUUGAUAUGUUGAGUACAGGGUGGGAUCAUCGAGUCCAUGCUUCAUCUUUGACGUCCAUGCUAGGGAGGACCUUUUUGGUGGUUUUUUUUAAAGCGUUGGUUUGUCCAUUGUUCGUUUAGGGGGGGGUGUGAUGGAAUGGUGUACUGCUGUAUGAGUGAGCUGUUUUUUUUUUUCGGUUUUGGUUUUGUCAUUGUGAAAUUAGUUAGCAUCUAAUUUAAUUUCAUUUUACUUGAGUAACCAGAAACUGUUGUUUUGGCUCUCUCUCUCUCUCUCUCUCUCAAAUUGGGGACUGAUAUUUGGUCUUGCCACCUUUCUGACUCCAUCUUAGUUGAUUAGGGCGAUUAAUGAAUGCGAUGCAGAACUUGGACAUGCCAUCAUUUGCUUUUUCUUAUA